ACACAUCCCACAAGGUUAACAGGUGCUAGGAUAGCUUCACAACCACACAUCAUGAAACUGGUUCUUUUCCUCGCCACGGUGGCGAUUCUGAACGUGGCCCAAGCCAAGCUGGUGAAGGUGGAGGUCCCGGUAGCGGUACCUAUUCCGGUGCCGGAGAUUCAACACAUUGAAAAGCGUGUGUCAACCAUCAAAGAAGUGAAAGUCCCCUACAUACAGGAGGUACCGGAAGAGCAUGUUGUCACCCACGUGAAGGAAGUGCCAGUCGUCAAGGAGGUACCGGUGGUGAACGAAAUUACCGUGUACCGUGAUGUGGAAGUCGUUAAGGAAGUGCCAGUUGAGAAGAUUGUACACCGACGUGUCGAAGUUCCGGUGGAGGUAGUGCGUGAGGUUGAACUGAUACGUGAAGUGCCGGUGAUUAAGGAGAUUCCACACGUGAAAGUUGUGAAGGUGAUCAAGGAAGUUCCGGUGGAGGAGGUAGUGGUGAAGGACCUGCCCGUGGCCGAACCAUACCCUGUGAAGGUACCGAUUCACGUUCCCGUACCAGUUCAAGCGCAUGAGCUGCAUCUGACCAAAUUGAACAAGUUCUCCCAUUUGCAUGGUCUUAAAAACUUCCUGGGAUAA
Messenger RNA from Anopheles maculipalpis, 621 nucleotides. Its product is annotated as mantle protein-like. The coding region runs from base 52 to 621 and encodes 189 amino acids. The record is from RefSeq and is a predicted model, not a curated record. The transcript is spliced from 2 exons. NCBI's taxonomy places the organism in Eukaryota, Metazoa, Arthropoda, Insecta, Diptera, Culicidae.